Messenger RNA from Andrographis paniculata, 4583 nucleotides. Its product is annotated as pentatricopeptide repeat-containing protein At3g18110, chloroplastic. The coding region runs from base 139 to 4461 and encodes 1440 amino acids. The record is from RefSeq and is a predicted model, not a curated record. Lineage: Eukaryota; Viridiplantae; Streptophyta; Magnoliopsida; Lamiales; Acanthaceae. Gene Ontology annotation, molecular function: protein binding. The transcript has 4 exons.
CUGACGGAGGAGUACUUAACCACCCCACUCCCUCAUUCACUCGCAUCAUCAUCAUCACCACCAUUCCAAUACAAAUAUCUAUCCAAUGCUAAAGAAACGCUAAUUCCUAUCUUUUCCUUACGCCCACCUUCCCUUCCAAUGGCCUGCACUGGGGCACAGAUAUUCGCCCCUCCGCCCCCACCCUCCUUCUUCACCUCAUCCAAGCCCCGCCAAAAAGAACCCUCCUCCUCCUGCUGUUGCGCUACUACCACCCAAGACGCUGCUAAGAAAUUUACCUAUUCCCGAGCAUCACCAUCUGUAAGGUGGCCGCACCUGAAAUUCACUGAAACCCCGCCUUCUUCGGAGCAGAAGAUGCUCUAUCUCGAGGUUGAGAAACAAGGAGGCGACGACGAAGACGAGUCUCCCCCUAGUUUGGAUUCGGACGAUGAAGAACACGAGGUGUUCGACAAAAAGCUCAGCAGAAAUAAAAUCAAGAAAAUGAACAAGUUGGCAUUGAAGAGGGCCAAGGACUGGCGUAAAAGGGUGCAAUUUGUGACCGAUAAGAUUAUGGAGCUCAAACCCGAGGAGUUCGUGGCUGAUGUUCUGGAUAAGAAACUGGUGCAGAUGACCCCAACUGACUACUGCUUCGUCGUCAAAUGGGUGGGCCAGCUCAGUUGGCAAAGGGCUUUAGAGGUCUACGAGUGGUUAAACCUCCGGCACUGGUACGCACCCAAUGCACGAAUGCUGGCCACCAUCUUGUCAGUGCUUGGAAAAGCCAAUCAAGAAGCUCUGGCCGUCGAGAUUUUCACUCGUGCUGAGCCAGCCAUUGGCAACACCGUCCAAGUGUAUAACGCAAUGAUGGGCGUGUAUGCUCGUAACGGUCGGUUUUCCGAGGUUCAGGAGCUGCUUGACUUGAUGCGUCGAAGGGGAUGUGAACCGGAUCUUGUGAGUUUCAAUACUCUGAUCAAUGCACGCGUGAAAUCAGGUUCCAUGACUCCAGAUUUGGGAUCAGAGCUGCUGAAUGAAGUGAGGAGAUCGGGGAUUCGCCCUGACAUAAUCACUUACAACACCCUCAUCAGUGGCUAUUCGCGCCAAUCCAAUUUGGAAGAGGCGGUGAAAGUUUUCCGUGACAUGGAAGCACACAAAUGCCUACCGGAUUUGUGGACCUAUAAUGCCAUGAUUUCAGUCUAUGGAAGAUGUGGUUUUUCUGGUGAGGCAGAACGGCUCUUCAAAGAGUUGGGCUCUGAGAAUUUCUUUCCGGAUGCAGUUACAUACAAUUCUCUGCUUGAUGCAUUUGCAAGGGAAGGGAAUGUGGAGAAGGUGAAAAAAAUCUGCCAGGAGAUGGUGGAAAUGGGGUUUGCACAGGAUGAGAUGGCUUACAAUACAAUAAUAAACAUGUAUGGGAAGCAAGGCAAGCAUGAUGUUGCCUUGGAAGUUUACAGAGACAUGAAGUCGUCCGGGCGAAAUCCCGAUGCAGUCACCUAUACCGUCCUAAUUGACUUACUGGGGAAAGCAAAUAAGAUGACAGAAGCUGCCAGCGUGAUGUCGGAGAUGCUGAACAGCAAUACAAGACCUACAGUGCGUACUUAUAAUGCUAUGGUAUGUGGCUAUGCUAAGUCCGGACAGCGGGAGGAGGCUGAAGAGAUGUUCGACUGCAUGCUGCGGUCUGGAGUUAAACCGGACAAUUUUGCAUAUUCUGUCAUGUUGGAUGUGCAUCUACGGUCGAAUGAUGCUGAGAAGGCUAUGUUGUUGUACCAGAAAAUGAUUUAUGAUGGCUUUGUUCCUAGUGGUGCCAUCUAUGAAGCAUUGCUCCGUGUACUUAAUAAGCAAAACAAUGACCAAAGCAUCCAGAAAGUGGUUCAAGAUCUCGAAGAGCUGCAUGGGAUGAGUCCAGAUGUCAUUUCUUCUGUAUUAGUAAAAGGUGACUGCUUUGACCUUGCUGCGGAAAAGUUGAGAGCUGCAAUAAUGGAGGGUUUGAAUUUUGAUCAGGAGAACUUAUUAGUGAUUCUGGCUUCGUAUAGUUUAUCCGGACGGCACCAUGAAGCAAUAGAGCUGCUAAACUUCAUACAGGAUCACACAUCUGGAUACCAUCAGUUUAUUUCUGAAGCUUUGGUUGUUAUUCAUUGCAGCACUCGCCAGAUAGAUGCUGCUUUAGUUGAAUAUUAUAAGGAUGGUGGCAUGCAUGCUUCUACCAGGAGCUUUGCAAUGUAUGAGUCUCUAAUCAAGGCUUGUGGGGAGACCGAUCGUUUUAGUGAAGCUUGUCAGAUCUUUUCGGAUAUGAAAUUUUGUGGGAUCAAACCUUCAGCCAAUACAUAUCUUACUGUUGCUCUUAUAUACUGCAAAAUGGAUUUCCCUGAGACCGCUCAUCAUUUGGUUGCCCAGGCAGAAACCGAAGGCCAUUGUCUUCAAGAUAUAUCAAUCUACACUGGCCUCAUUGAAGCUUAUGGGAAUCUGAAGCAACUGGAAAAGGCAGAGAGUAUUUUAGGAACUCUGCGGCAGAAAUCCAGAAUGGUGGACCGUAGAGUUUGGAACUCUUUACUUCAUGCUUAUGCUGCAAGUGGUUGCUAUGAAAAUGCAAGAGCUGCUUUCAAUACAAUGAUGAGAGAUGGGCCUUCCCCAACCACUGAAACCAUGAACUGUCUGUUGCAGGCAUUGAUUGUUGCUGGAAGAUUAGAUGAACUAUAUCUUGUCAUUCAGGAUCUACAGGAUAUGGGUUACAAGAUUAGUAAGAGUUCUAUUAUUUUGAUGAUUGAAGCUUUUGCCCAAUCCGGCAACAUAUUUGAAGUGAAAAAGAUAUACUAUGGGAUGAAAGCGGCAGGGUAUCUUCCGACUAUGCAUCUCUACAGGGUUAUGGUUGGAUUGCUUUCCAGGGGGAAGCAAGUAGGGGAUGUUGAAGCCAUGGUUUAUGAGAUGGAGGGAACAGGAUUCAGUCCCGAUCUUUCUAUUUAUAAUAUGCUGCUUAAGAUGUAUACAGAAAUAGAGGAUUAUAAGAAGACAGUUCAAGUGUACCAGAAGAUUCAAGAAUCUGGACUCAAACCUGAUGAAGAAACUUACAAUAUUUUAAUCGUAAUGUAUUGUAGAGAUCGUAGGCCUGAGGAAGCUCUUUCAUUGAAACGUGAAAUGGAGCGUCUUGGUCUAAACCCUCGCUUGGAUACCUACAAAAGCUUGAUAGCAGCUUUAUGUAAAAUGUUGAUGCUGGAGCAAGCUGAAGAACUUUUUGAUGGCCUAAGGUCAGAGGGACACAGGGUAGAUCGUUCCUUUUAUCAUUUGAUGAUGAAAAUGUAUAGAACAUCUGGUAAUCAUUCUAAAGCAGAAAAGCUGCUGGUGACCAUGAAAGAAUCAGGGAUUGAACCCACUAUGGCUACGAUGCACCUGCUAAUGACCUCUUAUGGCAGCUCAGGCCAGCCAGUGCAAGCUGAAGAAGUUCUUAACAAUUUAAGAACUGCUGGGGCAAACCUUAGUACAUUACCAUAUAGUUCAGUCAUUGAUGCUUAUCUCAAGAAUGGUGAUCUGGACGUUGGCAUUCAGAAGCUCCUGGAUAUGAAAAGAGAAGGCUUGGAUCCGGAUCAUAGAAUAUGGACUUGCUUUAUUAGAGCUGCAAGUCGGUGCCAUAGAUUGAGCGAAGCCACUCUGCUACUAAAGGCAAUAGGAGAUUCUGGUUUCCAUAUACCAUUAAGGCUCCUGACAGGAAACUCUACAUCCUUGCUGUUAGAGAUAGACGAGUAUCUUAAGGAACUUGAACCUGUAGAAGACCAUGCAGCAUUUAAUUUUGUUAAUGCUUUGGAAGAUGUGCUGUGGGCUUUUGAACGUCGAGCAACAGCCACUUGGUUGUUCCAACUUGCAAUAAAGAGAAACAUCUAUCAUCACAAUGUUUUCCGGGUGGCUGACAGGGAUUGGGGGGCUGACUUUAGAAAAUUAUCGGGCGGUGCUGCUCUUGUUGGACUAACCUUAUGGCUUGACCACAUGCAGGAUGCGUCGUUGGAAGGCUCUCCCGAGUCUUCAAAAUCGGUCGUGCUAAUCACAGGUGCAGCCGAAUACAACAGUGUAUCUCUGAACAGGACCCUGAAAGCCUACCUCUGGGAGAUGGGGUCUCCAUUUCUGCCCUGUAAAACCCGGGAUGGGGUCCUGGUGGCCAAGGCUCAUUCCCUGAGGAUGUGGCUCAAGGACUCCCCGUUUUGCCUCGACCUUGAGCUGAAAGACAGCCCCGUCCUCCCGGCGCUGAAUUCCAUGGAGGUGGUCGGGGGAUGCUUUGUGCGGCGCGGCCUGGUUCCUGCCAUGGAGGACAUUCAGGAGAAGCUCGGCAAUGUGAGACCCAACAGGUUUGCCAGACUUGCACUGCUAUCAGAUGAGAGAAGGGAGAAAGCAAUCAAGGCCGACAUCCAGGGGAGACAAUACAGCUUGGCCAAGACCAAGUUGGGGCCAAAUGCAAAAAAGAAUCAUCGUCGUCAUCAUCAUCAUAGUUCUACCUUGAAAAGGACUUGACUUCUUGUUGAUCAUGAUCAUGAUCAUGUUCAUAUUCUCUCUCUCUCUCUCUUGUUCACAGACACACUAACUAUUGUCUUCGAAUAUGUGAUUGCUUAAUCGAGCUACCUAUAUCAUCAGCA